Molecule: messenger RNA, 1056 nt
Organism: Coffea eugenioides
Lineage: Eukaryota; Viridiplantae; Streptophyta; Magnoliopsida; Gentianales; Rubiaceae
Product: probable glucan endo-1,3-beta-glucosidase BG4
Exons: 1
Coding region: 1-1056 (351 amino acids)
Biological process (GO): carbohydrate metabolic process
Cellular component (GO): plasma membrane
Molecular function (GO): hydrolase activity, hydrolyzing O-glycosyl compounds
Source: RefSeq, a predicted model, not a curated record
AUGCACAGGAUGCAUUUGAGGGCUCAAACUAUGGCAUCCCUAAGAAUGUUCCUUGCUGUUGGCAUGAUGAUGAUGAUCAUUAUGCAUAGCCCAAUGGUGAUUGUUGGAGACAAAAUAGGCAUCGGCGUUUGUUAUGGAAUGGUAGCCAACAAUCUACCUUCUGCUACCGAUGUGAUUAGCCUUUACAAGAAAUAUAACAUCGGCAAACUAAGGCUAUUUGAUCCAAAUCCUGACGCUCUAGAAGCAUUGAAGGGCAGUGGCAUUGACGUCGCAUUAGGCUUAAAGAAUGAAGAUAUACCGAGUAUAGCCACAAGUACUGAGGGAGCAGAAUCGUGGUUUACAACAAAUGUGCUGCCUUAUCUCAGUAACAUUACAUUUUCAUUCAUUUCUGUUGGAAAUGAAGCAAUCCCAGGAGAGUUUGCCAACGAUGUCGCCCCUGCCAUGAGUAAUCUUCAGGCUGUUCUGAAUGACCACAAUCUAAAUGGUAUAACCGUGACCACCGCGGUCGCUACGAUGGUGUUGGGAGUUUCCUAUCCUCCUUCAGCUGGUCAAUUCUCACCUGAGACAAAGGGUGCACUUGCAGAUGUGUUGAGCUUUCUAUCAAUCAAAGGGUCUCCAUUGAUGGCCAAUGUGUACCCUUACUUCGCCUAUGCAUCGGAUCCAGACCAAGUUCGCCUAGAUUAUGCUCUUUUCACUGCAAAAGAUCCAGUGGUUGUUGAUGGAAAUCUGAGUUAUCAUAACUUAUUUGAUGCUACGGUAGAUUCAUUUUAUUGGGCAAUGGAGAAACAGGGAGUAAAUAACGUAGGAGUGGCAGUUUCUGAGAGCGGAUGGCCUUCUGCUGGGAAUGGAGGUUUCACAACCCCAGAACUUGCAUCUACAUACAACAGGAACUUUAUGCAGCAUGUGUUGAAUAUGGGUGGCACACCUAAGAGGCCUGGGGCUUAUAUUGAAGGGUUUAUCUUUGCCAUGUUUAAUGAAAAUCAAAAGCCUUCUGGUAUAGAGCAAAAUUGGGGACUUUUUUAUCCUAACAUGCAACCUGUAUAUGCAGUGUUUUGA